AAGUUGGAAAACUAUGCUGAUCAAGACCACAAUAGAAGUGACAUUGAAAAUCCAAUCAACAGCUCUCAAGUUAUUACACAGAAACACAGCUCGGCUCAAAUUUUGGGGGCAAACUUCCCCAAUUCUGUGAGCCAAAAAUUGCAGGCUAUGCUUUGGAAAGUUCUUGAAUUAUUAGUGCCUCACAUAAAACAUGUCCAAAAGCAAAAAUUGAUCCAUUUUCAAGCAAUUCAACUGGUCAAAUCCUUUUGUGAGAAAAUCAGAUCUUCAAAUGACUCAGAGGUUUAUGAAAUAAUUUGCGAUGUAAUCCAUAUAGCUACAAGGUAUGGGAUUCAUGAGGUUGUUGAAGAGGUUGUUGAAUCAUUUCCUCAAGCAAUCUGGUCUGUGAACGAAGAUAAACAUAACAUAUUUGGACUGGCAGUUAUAUGUCGUUGUGAAAAUGUUUUCAACCUCAUAUAUCAAAUGAGCGGGCAUAAAAUAGCUAUGUUAGCCAUGUGCGACAGUAAUUCGAACAAUAUAUUGCACUUGGCUGGACGAUUAGCACCUUUUCACAAGCUCAAUCUUGUUCCAGGUGCAGCUUUGCAAAUGCAACGUGAGUUACAAUGGUUUAAGGAAGUGGAGAAGUUUGUAAUACCCCAUUACAAAGAGCUUUCAAACAAUAAAAAUGAAUUUCCUUCAAUGGUAUUUACCAACGAACACAAAAAAUUAGUAGAAGGUGGAGAAAAAUGGAUGAAAGACACUGCGUACUCCUGCACAAUAGCGGCAACACUCAUUGCCACUAUAGCAUUUGCAGCUGUAAUCAUUGUUCCAGGUGGCAUCAAUGGCACAAAUGGCGUCCCAGUUUUCUCAAAAGAAAACGCAUUUGUUGUCUUCAUUAUUUCAGAUGCAAUCUCUCUGUUCACAUCCACCAUGUCUCUAUUAAUGUUCUUGUCCAUCCUCACUUCGCGCUAUGCAGAGAGUGAUUUUCUUUAUGUUUUGCCUAAGAGGUUGAUAAUUGGUCUUGUUACCUUGUUCAUGUCCAUAACAACCAUGAUUCUAGCCUUCAGUUCCGCACUCUAUCUUGUGUUUGGCAACAAUAAGGAAUGGACACUUAUUCCAGUGGCUACAUUGGCAUGUCUACCAAUCACUUCUUUCGUGUCCUUGCAGUUUCCCCUCCUUGUGGAUCUCAUCUCUUCAACAUAUGGCCCUGGCAUUUUUGGCAAGCAAAGUGAUCGGCUUUUUUAUUAG
This is a messenger RNA of Camellia sinensis, 1224 nucleotides long. Lineage: Eukaryota; Viridiplantae; Streptophyta; Magnoliopsida; Ericales; Theaceae. The record is from RefSeq and is a predicted model, not a curated record.